Drosophila bipectinata is the source of this 369-nucleotide messenger RNA. RefSeq lists its product as uncharacterized. Lineage: Eukaryota; Metazoa; Arthropoda; Insecta; Diptera; Drosophilidae. The record is from RefSeq and is a predicted model, not a curated record. Gene Ontology annotation, molecular function: chitin binding.
GGCACCAGUCGGCCAACAUUUUGUCGCAAGAUGAAACUACAGAUCGCCCUUUGUGCCAUCCUCGUGGUUUUCUGUGGUCUUGUCAGUGCCUACGAAGGCGAUGGCCAGCCCGGUUGCAAGACCCAGGCGGAGCUAGAGAUUCAAGUUUUCCGCAACCAUUGGGAUGCUACAUCGUACUGGAAGUGUGAAGCUCUAAACGAACCGGCCACCGAAAUGAAGUGCCCCGCAGACACUGGAUUUGUGGAUAGUCUCAAAAACUGCGUCGGCUGGGAAGAGUGGGAGUGGGAGGCACCAGUUGCUCCUUUGAGCGAAGCGGACCAGUGAUAAAACACACGAGAAAAAGUGCAAAAAGCGAAAAGUGGUUAUCCA